Messenger RNA from Jaminaea rosea, 573 nucleotides. Its product is annotated as cytochrome b5. NCBI's taxonomy places the organism in Eukaryota, Fungi, Basidiomycota, Exobasidiomycetes, Microstromatales. Bases 51 to 482 code for a protein of 143 amino acids. The record is from RefSeq and is a predicted model, not a curated record. Gene Ontology annotation, molecular function: heme binding. Gene Ontology annotation, cellular component: intracellular membrane-bounded organelle; endoplasmic reticulum membrane. The transcript is spliced from 6 exons.
UUCUUCUCUCUCUCACACACACAUACACAUCAAACUUCAAGGAAUAGACGAUGUCGAACACCGAGCAGCAGAACGGCAGCGGCGGCGGCGGAGAGGAGAAGAAGGGCGAGUCAUCGGGCCGUCAAGUCACCAUGGAGGAGCUGGGACAGCAUGGUAGUCAGGGUGAUCUGUGGUUGCUCGUUGAUGGCAAGGUGUACGACGUCACAAAGUUCAUGGAUGAGCAUCCUGGCGGAGACGAAGUCCUCACAGCAGAAGCGGGCAAGGACGCUACAGAGGCAUUCGAGGAUGUAGGCCACUCGGACGAUGCUCGAUCCUUGCUUCCUGGCAUGUUGGUGGGCAGUAUCGAAGGCGGGGUCGAGAAGGCAAAGAAGACUGCCAGUUCGGCGAAUCAGACGAUUCAGAAGAAUGGAAACCCGGCCCUCAUGUUCAUCCCCCUCGCACUCCUCGGCGCCUGGUUUGCCUACAAGCACAUGCAGCAGUAGGCCGUUGCAAAUUGUUACCCUCGACCUACCAGAGCUCUGUGUGUGUAAGCGUAAUUACGCCUCCCCCGCCUAGCCUCGCAUCCGGUAGCGG